Messenger RNA from Pistacia vera, 3322 nucleotides. Its product is annotated as leishmanolysin-like peptidase. Gene Ontology annotation, biological process: proteolysis; cell adhesion. The transcript has 17 exons. Bases 398 to 2977 code for a protein of 859 amino acids. The record is from RefSeq and is a predicted model, not a curated record. Gene Ontology annotation, molecular function: metalloendopeptidase activity; protein binding. Gene Ontology annotation, cellular component: membrane; cytoplasm. Lineage: Eukaryota; Viridiplantae; Streptophyta; Magnoliopsida; Sapindales; Anacardiaceae.
CACCCCACCAGCUCAUCUAUUUGAUUUCUGUCACCUAUCUCCUUUGUUUACUGUAACUGUUUAUAAUUUCUGAAACAGCAGAAAUUGGAAACACUCAAAAUACUUUGGGUUUAAGUUACUUUAUAAGACAUUCAAUUUUCAACAAGUUUCUCACGAUUCCAGACCUUUUAUUUUUACUAAUUCUUGUUCGAUUAUGUUUAUUGUCCUUUUCCAAUUGAGAAUCACUUGUACAGAUUGAAACUAGGUUGUUGGGUUUAUUUAAUUUAAUUUUUUUGAUUUUCAUAUUAAGCGAUACAAAUGGGAUAGCCUGCGAUUUUUUUUGGUGUUCAAGCCGAUCGAAAAAUCGCCGGCGAUUUGAUGGAAUUCAGAGUGUUGGAGCUACCAUUCUCGCCAUUUCAUGGAGUUAAUUAUUCGGUGUUGUCCAUGUAUUGUACGCAGAUUUGAUAGUAAGCUUCGAUUUGCUGCCGUUCUUUUCGAGAUUUUAGUGAUAUUGUUAUGGUUUGAAUCUACAUAUGCUAAAUCCCAAGAACGCCAAGUGCGAUGGAAAGAUCCAGAACGGGGAAGUGAGAACAUCGUAUCACAUUCAUGUAUCCAUGACCAGAUACUUGAACAAAGGAAGCGACCUGGUCGCAAGGUGUACUCGAUCACCCCACAAGUUUAUAAGGAGUCUGGUAGAUCAAAACUUCGUCGUAAAGGAAGGGCAUUGCUCCAGAUUUCUGAUUUGCAUGAACAACAGAAGGAUGUAAAGCAGCCUAUUAGAAUAUAUUUGAAUUACGAUGCUGUUGGUCACUCACCUGAUAGAGAUUGUCGAGAAGUUGGUGAUAUAGUGAAGCUUGGGGAGCCUCCUGUUAAUACUCUUCCUGGUAUUCCAUCUUGCAAUCCUCAUGCUGAUCCUCCAAUCUAUGGUGACUGCUGGUAUAACUGCACUUUGGAUGAUAUAUCUGGGGAGGACAAAAGGCAUCGUCUUCGCAAGGCUUUAGGGCAGACAGCAGAUUGGUUCAGGAGAGCCUUAGCAGUUGAGCCCGUAAAAGGGAACUUGCGGUUAAGUGGAUAUUCUGCAUGUGGACAAGAUGGAGGUGUACAACUUCCACAUGAAUAUGUUGAAGAGGGUGUCGCUAAUGCAGACUUGGUUCUUCUGGUGACGACAAGACCUACCACUGGGAAUACUCUCGCAUGGGCAGUGGCAUGUGAGCGUGAUCAAUGGGGCCGUGCAAUUGCUGGACAUGUGAAUGUUGCUCCUCGCCAUUUGACUGCUGAAGCAGAGACUUUGCUUUCAGCUACUCUCAUCCAUGAGGUUAUGCAUGUUCUUGGCUUUGAUCCCCAUGCCUUUUCCCAUUUUAGGGAUGAGAGGAAAAGAAGGCGUGGUCAGGUUACUCAACAAGUUAUGGAUGAAAAGCUAGGGCGGGUGGUGACACGUGUGGUGCUUCCUCAUGUUAUCAUGCAUUCACGUUAUCAUUACGGGGCAUUCUCUGAAAAUUUCACUGGUUUAGAGUUAGAAGAUGGAGGAGGGCGUGGAACAUCAGGAUCUCACUGGGAGAAGAGGCUGCUGAUGAAUGAGAUUAUGACAGGUUCAGUGGACACAAGAUCAGUGGUGUCAAAAAUGACACUGGCUUUAUUGGAAGAUAGUGGCUGGUACCAGGCUAAUUAUAGCAUGGCAGACCGUCUCGACUGGGGUCGUAACCAAGGAACUGACUUUGUUACCUCCUCUUGCAACUUCUGGAAGGGUGCAUACCAUUGCAAUACAACCCAGUUAUCUGGAUGUACAUAUAACAGGGAGGCAGAGGGUUAUUGCCCAAUUUUAAAUUAUAGUGGUGACCUGCCUCAAUGGGCUCGCUAUUUUCCGCAGGCUAACAAAGGUGGUCAGUCCUCAUUAGCUGAUUAUUGCACAUAUUUUGUAGCCUAUUCUGAUGGAUCAUGUACAGACACUAACAGUGCAAGGGCACCUGACAGAAUGUUGGGUGAAGUGCGAGGGAGUAAUUCCAGGUGUAUGGCCUCAUCAUUAGUACGUACUGGGUUUGUACGGGGUUCUAUGACACAAGGAAAUGGUUGUUAUCAGCACAGAUGUGUAAAUAACUCAUUAGAGGUUGCUGUGGAUGGUAGUUGGAAAGUGUGUCCUGAAGCUGGUGGACCUGUUCAGUUUCCUGGUUUCAACGGUGAACUGAUUUGCCCAGCCUACCAUGAACUCUGUAGCACGGGUCCAAUUUCUAUUUCUGGGCAAUGCCCCGAUUCUUGUAAUUUCAAUGGAGAUUGCGUCGAUGGACAAUGCCACUGCUUUCUAGGGUUUCAUGGUCAUGAUUGUAGUAAACGAUCCUGCCCUGGCAAUUGUAAUGGACAUGGCAAGUGCCUUUCAAGUGGGGUCUGUGAAUGUGAAAAUGGGCACACUGGCAUUGACUGCUCUACUGCUGUCUGUGACGAACAAUGUAGCCUCCAUGGAGGUGUCUGUGAUAAUGGAGUUUGCGAAUUUCGUUGCUCUGACUAUGCAGGAUACACUUGUCAGAACAGUUCCAAGCUCAUCUCUAGUCUUUCUGUUUGCAAAAAUGUGCUGCAGAAAGAUGCCCUUGGGCAACACUGUGCACCCAGUGAACCAAGUAUACUUCAACAACUGGAAGAAGUUGUUGUGACGCCCAACUACCACCGUUUGUUCCCUGGUGGUGGGGCUCAGAAGUUAUUCAAUCUUUUUGUGACCAGCAACUGUGAUGAGGCUGCCAAGCGACUAGCCUGCUGGAUCUCUAUCCAGAAGUGUGACAGUGAUGGAGACAACAGGCUUCGGGUAUGCCAUUCGGCAUGUGAGUCAUACAAUUCAGCUUGUGGAGCAUCGCUCGACUGCUCAGACCAGACUCUCUUCAGCAGUAAAGAGGACGGAGAGGGUCAGUGCACUGGAUCUGGUGAUAUUAGAGUUAGACUAUCCUUGUUUGGUCGGUUUGUUUUAUGUUUAAAAAUAGUUCUUCGGAUGGUUGUAAAAAGUAGCCCGAUUUAGUAUUUACCCCCUUUUUUUCUAUAAUUUGGCUUGUAAUUUUUCUAGGGUUUAAUUGUAGGAAAAGGUGGCAUUUAAUGCCUUAGAUGUAGGUUUUCGUUGUGGUUGGGCCCAAAAGUCAUUUAAGAAAUUGGGUGAGAUUAUGCUUUCGAAGAUGAAAGCCCCUUGUAGAGAGAGAGAGAGAGAGAGAGAGGGAAAAGAGAAAAAAAAAAAAAAAAGGUGAGUUAUUUCUCCAGAGUGAGUUAAGAUUUGGCCAAAGGCCUUUAAAGAGAAGAAAUUGGUUCAUGUUUUUAUUUGUUAGUAUUUAGUAACACUCUUUCGUACGUUUUUAUCUGGAGGCAUUAUUAU